AUGGCGACCACCGUCCCAGUCGAGGAGGAGUUUCGCGAGGAGAUGACGUGCAAAGAACGCGUUCGAAACCUCAUGGAGAAUCCCAGCAGCGGAAUGGCAGCGCAGGUUUUUCAUUACUUCAUCAUGGUGGUGAUCUUGGUCAGCACCCUUUGUGUCAUCAUUGAGACCGUUCCAGAGGUGUCUGGAAACCCCAUCUUCCUACCUGCGGAGAUGUGCUUCACAGCGCUCUUCACGGCGGAGUUUGCCUUGCGGCUCUAUGCCUGUGACAGCGUGGCAGAGUUUGCCACCAAUACCUUCAACAUCAUCGAUUUUUUGGCCGUUUUUCCGGGGUAUUUGAGCCUGCUGGGGGUCAUGUUGCGGCAGGACCAAGCUUGGAGAUUUGGUGAAUGA
This is a messenger RNA of Cladocopium goreaui, 390 nucleotides long. The record is from the annotation of a GenBank genome assembly. Lineage: Eukaryota; Dinophyceae; Suessiales; Symbiodiniaceae.